AUGGGUGACUGGAACCUGUUGGGCAGCAUCCUAGAAGAGGUCCACAUUCAUUCCACCAUCGUGGGCAAGAUAUGGCUCACCAUACUCUUCAUCUUCCGCAUGCUGAUCCUGGGGGCUGCUGCUGAGGAUGUUUGGGAUGACGAGCAGUCCGAGUUUGUUUGCAACACUGACCAGCCUGGCUGCAAGGCAGUCUGCUACGACUGUGCCUUCCCCAUCUCCCUUAUUCGCUUCUGGGUCCUGCAGGUCAUCUUUGUGUCCGCACCCUCACUGGUCUACAUGGGCCAUGCCCUCUACUGCAUCAGAUCACUGGAGAAGGAACGCCACCGCAGACGAGUUCAGUUGAAGGAGGAGCUGGAUGAAGCUGAGUUGGCGUUGGAUGACCAUAAGCGCAUGGAGAGGGAGCUGAGAAGGUUAGACGAGCAGAGGAGGGUGAAGAAGGCUCCUCUCAGAGGAUCUCUGUUGAGAACCUACAUCAUCCAUAUCCUUACACGCUCUGUGGUGGAGGUCUGCUUCAUCCUGGGCCAGUAUCUACUCUAUGGUGUCCAAUUGGAGCCACUGUAUAAGUGUGAGAGGCUGCCUUGCCCCAACAGUGUAGACUGUUACAUCUCCCGGCCCACAGAGAAGACCAUUUUCAUGGUCUUCAUGAUCGCCAUUGCUGGUGUGUCACUUUUCCUCAACAUUCUGGAAAUAUCUCACCUGGGCAUCAGGAAAAUCAAACAGGCACUGUAUGGAGAUAGAUACAUUGAAGAUGACAGUUUGAUUUACAAGUCCAAAAAGAAGACAUCCUUACCACACCUUUGUGUAAUGAGCAAUUUAUCACCUCACAAUGGGCCUUUGACUCAGACGUUCAAAGUAAUUCCAGAGGUGGAUAUGAAGCCUCCUCAUUACAGCACUGGGCUCAAAGCCAACCAGGACGCACAAAGAAAUAACAGCUUGGCUCAUCUGGGACACAGUCAGACCAUCUAUAUCUGCCCCCAACCUAGGAUGCCACCCAGAUAUGGCCAGAUCUGUGCAAUGCAAGCCCCCCAAACCAAUGAACGUCCAGAGGGCAACACAACCAUGGUGGACCACCAUUCUCCCUGGGCUUCAGCUGUAUCCAAUGCAGAGGGAAGUGCAAGAAGCCAUCUUGCGGACAUCCAGGAGGGGGAACACCCUCACCCAGGCCAUUUGGAGGGUCUCCUAUCUGGUAACACCUUCAGACCCAGCAGUUUCAGAGACCUUAACGAGGAGGAGCGUCGGGAAUCAUUGAGGAGUGAGGUCCUGAUCCCCAACCCCAGAAAGACCAGCUUCAUGAUCAGACCACCCUCUGAGAGUUUUUCCUCCAUCAGUGACUCCAUGAGCCCUUCCUUACAUUCUUCAGAGGAGUCAGAUGAAUUAGGCUCCCUACAGGGAGACAUGCCCAUGAUGCCACCUGCUGGAGGCCGGAGAAUGUCAAUGAGUAUGUUUCUGGAUAUCUCCUCUAUCAUGAAGAAGUGA
Limanda limanda (common dab) is the source of this 1476-nucleotide messenger RNA. Its product is annotated as gap junction alpha-10 protein-like. The coding region runs from base 1 to 1476 and encodes 491 amino acids. The transcript is spliced from 2 exons. NCBI's taxonomy places the organism in Eukaryota, Metazoa, Chordata, Actinopteri, Pleuronectiformes, Pleuronectidae. Gene Ontology annotation, biological process: cell communication. The record is from RefSeq and is a predicted model, not a curated record. Gene Ontology annotation, cellular component: connexin complex.